Molecule: messenger RNA, 1298 nt
Organism: Polychytrium aggregatum
Lineage: Eukaryota; Fungi; Chytridiomycota; Chytridiomycetes; Polychytriales
Product: tRNA methyltransferase complex GCD14 subunit-domain-containing protein
Exons: 6
Coding region: 136-1158 (340 amino acids)
Biological process (GO): tRNA methylation
Cellular component (GO): tRNA (m1A) methyltransferase complex; nucleus
Source: RefSeq, a predicted model, not a curated record
GCAUCCAUCAGCAAGAUCAUCACCGAUACCGGCAUCGAUACCGGCAUCGAUACGAGCGAUUCGGACGCCGACACCGACAACUCAGACACCCGCCCACCAGCACCGUCGUAGUCCCCGCAGCCACGCCAAGCCAUCAUGUCGUUCCUCACCUUCAACCGGGAGAUUCAGCUGGGCGACAAGGUCCUCUGCUACAUGGGCCCCGAGUCCAUGUGCAUCCUCACCAUGAGCCAGGAAGGCUCGCUGCAGAAUCGAUUCGGCGAGUUCAAGCACCAGGACAUGAUCGGACAAAAGUGGGGCACCAAAAUGCCGUCCAAGACCGGCCGCGGGUUCAUCUAUCUGCUUCAGCCUUCACCCGAGCUAUGGACGCUGUGCCUGCCUCACCGCACCCAGAUCUUGUACAUGCCCGAUAUUUCGUUCGUGAGCACGUUCCUGCAGCUCAAGCCAGGGGUCAAGAUGAUAGAAUCAGGAACGGGAAGCGGAUCGUUUUCCCACUCGAUUGCCAGAUCGAUUGCACCAUCCGGCCACCUCUUCACCUUUGAAUACCACGAGGAGCGUGCUGCCAAAGCUACGAAGGAGUUUGCGGACCACCAACUGGAGCAUCUUGUUACGGUGGAGUGUCGCGAUGUCUGCAAGGACGGCUUUGGCAUCCAAAACCGAGUCACUGCAGUGUUCUUGGACCUUCCGGCGCCUUGGGAAGCGAUUGCCUCGGCCAAGGCCGCCUUCAAGUCCAACCGGAUCGGUCGACUGUGUAGCUUCAGUCCGUGCAUCGAGCAAGUGCAGCAGACUUGCAAGGCUCUGGCCGAGCAUGGGUUCAAUGAUAUUCGCAUGAUGGAAGUGCUGAUCCGCCCGCACGAAGUUCACUCUGUCGUUGCGUCGCUGCUGCCAGACAUGAGACCUGUGUCUGUCGGCGUCAAGCGAAAGGAGAUGGACGACCCGGACGAGCCCUCGGCAUCCAAGCUGGACGAGAGCAAGUCGUCGCUUGAUGAGAAUAGCGAGCCCAAGCUGCUUGGCGAUGACGGGGCCAAGAAAUCAGAACGCAAUUCCAAGGAUGCCCUCGUUUCGAGAAUCACCAAGGAGGUGCGAGGACACACCUCCUAUCUCACCUUUGCCACGCUCUAUCCCUCUGCCGACUCUGUAUCUUCGAGUGAGCCCCAAUAGAUUGUCCCGUUGGCGAAAGCGGAGCCGGUGCAGCUGUGUCUGGCGAAUGUGCUGAAGCCAGAUAGAGCUCCCUCGGGCACAGCAGGAUGUCCCAGCCAUGCGCAUAGUUGGUGCUUUAUGCCCGAUGGCUUCGGUGCCCC